AUGGCUUCAUCGUCAUCACAUAUUGUUCUACGUACGCAUGAUGAAGUAUAUUUAGUUGAAAAUGUGAACAACCAAAUCGUUGGCAGUAAGUUACCAUCUAUCAAACAAGUUUUGAGUGUGCUAUUUUAUAAUUUGAGACAUGUAAAAUUAAAUUUGCGGGAAAGAGCAAGAUUGGUAUAUAAAGAAAUAGUACUAUUUUGGCAAAAACCGAGAAUACAAGUUCGAGAUGAGCAGCAUUGUAAUUUAAAAUUGGAAAAAUUAUAUCAAAACUUACGAGAGUUACAAAAAUCGGCUAAAAGAGCAUCAGAAAAAAAUACUAUAAAUGUCAGUGAGUUCAAGGAAAAAUUAAAUAACUUAUUAGAUGUAUCUCAUUCAAAUGCAUUAAGUAUGAUGAAAAUUGAGGAAGAUAAAAAAUUUUUACUAAUGCAAAGAGAAAAAGGAAGACCGGGAUGCAUGUUGGGAACUGAUAGAAAUUUGGCAAAAAAAGAAAACAGGGCCUAUGUCAAUUUACAAAAAAACGAAAAACGUCGAAAAAGAGCGAAAAUAAAAAUUGAACAAUUAGAUCACACCGUACAAAUAGAUUUCAAUACUGAUAACAAUUCAACUGAAGAAGAGGUUGAUAUAGAAGAAGAAGACAUAAUACCAAGUCUACCAAGUUCAUCAUGUAGUAAGAAACAGAGAGGAUCAAGAGAUUUUAUGACUCCUAAACUACUCGCUACAUUAGAUAAAUGUAAGUUGAGUGAUCGCGAUGCUGUUCAUAUAAUAAUAUCAAUUACUGACGCCCUAAGCAUAGGCGUGUCCAGACAUUUUGGACCGGAGGGGCAUACAUGGAACGAAGGGACAUGUCAUCCGGAAAUUAUUUUAAACAAUGUAAAUUGAGGAUGAGGCAUAUUG
Sipha flava (yellow sugarcane aphid) is the source of this 894-nucleotide messenger RNA. RefSeq lists its product as uncharacterized. Bases 1 to 879 code for a protein of 292 amino acids. Lineage: Eukaryota; Metazoa; Arthropoda; Insecta; Hemiptera; Aphididae. The transcript has 2 exons. The record is from RefSeq and is a predicted model, not a curated record.